Molecule: messenger RNA, 1103 nt
Organism: Marasmius oreades (fairy-ring Marasmius)
Lineage: Eukaryota; Fungi; Basidiomycota; Agaricomycetes; Agaricales; Marasmiaceae
Exons: 2
Coding region: 65-826 (253 amino acids)
Source: RefSeq, a predicted model, not a curated record
AUCUGGAUAUCGUCAGUAAAAAGACACAUUCACCUAUACUACCUACUUCUCAGCGUUCCAAGUUAUGACCCAUUCGAAACCCAUCCUCUACUAUGACAUAGCCUCAGGACCCCCAGUCCGUCCCUUCGCUCCCAACCCAUGGAAAGUGCGAUACGCACUCAACCUAAAACGCGUUCCCUACCACACCGAAUGGGUGGAACUCCCCGACGUCACCACCGUCCGUAAACGUCUCAACGCCGCACCCGUCCGAAAAUUCGCAGACGGGUCCGACUUUCACACACUUCCCGUCAUCCACGACCAAGGACACGAAGUCGUCGUCGGGGAUUCAUUCGAUAUCGCAGUAUAUCUAGACCAGACGUAUCCCGAAUCCGGGGAUAGACUCUUCCCCCAGGCAAGCUCUGGAACAGCGUUAUACGUGGCAUUCAACAAAUUUGUGGACGAUUUUUUCUCGAGGUUUUGUAUAUUGUGCUCUCGUGGUCUUCCAUUCAACCCGGAGACGGCGGACGAGUCGAAGGCGGAAUUUUGUCGAAGGGCUGGUGUGGAGCGGUGGGAGCAGCUUGGGAUUGAAGGAGAGGAGAGGAUAAAGAUGGUUGAAGAAUUCAAGGUUGCGCUCGACGAGCUGGCGAGGGUGUACAAGCACAGGCCGGCCGGAGAAGGGCCGUGGUUGGAGGGUGGAAGCUCGCCGACGUAUGCGGACUUGAUUGUGGGUGGGUGGUUAGCGAUGAUGAAGAAUACGCUGAGCGAAUGGGAGGACAUGAAGACGUGGCAUGAGGGUUUGUGGGGCAGGAUUGAUUCCGAACUUGAGAGAUUCGCGCAGGUUCAUUAGAAUACAUAGACUUUGCAAGAAUUUCUUCGGUUUCCCAAAAGAUAUGUCUAUAGGGUGACAGACACGGUCGACUACUGUGCUCGAUCUGUCAGUGGCCCGGAAAUCCUCUUCGAAAUGUGUCACUUAUACUGGCCUCCAAGCCAAGGCUAGGUACUGCGAUAUUCACGAAGCGGAAGAGAGAGCCGUUUCGAUCAAGUGACAUCGGCCCGGCUCCUCGGGGUUCCCCGCGCACUACCACUAUACAGGAUAUAGACGGAAGUGAACAAGUACAACAACC